UUCAUAUAUAUUGAUAAGACAGAGAUCUUUGACUCUCAAUGCAUUAAUUAUUUUAGAGUUCCUGCAUUUAGAAGCCAUUUCACACACAAUCAUCAGAAAUAAAUGAUGUACGUGUACCUGUACGGAAUUCAAGAAGUGUUAUCAGUCAUUGUAAAUGAAACCCCUCUCCAAAUGGGUGUGAAUUAAAUAUCAAUCCAUCUUCUUGUUUUGGACGGGCACAAGUCAUUAUCAACAAGGCAUUAGUAAAGCCUAUCUCCCAGCUGACCGUAUGCUAUACAUCACACCAUAGUUAACCAUUUAAUUUCCCGAACCUCUUUGUGUCGCAUUUGCCAUCGCCCUUUUGAGAUUCAUUAAAGGCAGGCAAAUGGCAGUUCGUGGGGAGGAAUUAUUCGUGUGCGGGUAUAAAACAAAUGUUGUGUGCUUCAAUAGCUAGUCUUGCAUGAUAUAGCGAGCUGAAGGGGAAGAUAAACAUGUAGAGAGAUAAGUAUGAUACGAUGGUAGUUUAGAGAGAAUUUGGGGAAAAACAACCGACUGGAUUGUGAGAAACGUGUGACACGUAACAAUGAUGGGGCGUGAAAAUCUCCCGUGCAGCUGUGUCUGUUCCAGAUGCCAUGGAGAACGUUUCUCUGUACCCCCCAACCAGAGACCAGAUCGGUUCAGGGAGAGGACCGGGGAUGGUCUAAGCACAGCGAACUGUCGCUUUACGAGAACUCUUUUUAGCAAAAUGACUACCCAGAGGAGAAUACAGGGACUAAAUAUGCAUAUAUUAGUACUGCUGGCAGUACUAUCUUUUAUAGGACCGACACCAACACAAGCUAUAGAUCGUCAAAAGAGGCAAUCACUUCCUGGGCCUGACACUGAUUGCUGGAGAAAUGAUGAUAUUUCUGAUACAGUUAUCGAUUUAACAGUUCGUGAAUCAGCUAUUCCUGGGACAGUCAUAGGUGUUUUACCAAUCACCGGGACCACUGGGAGUUCAGGAACUAUUACUCUAACUGUUGUUCAAGACAAUGACAGAGUUUCCGUCAACGUGCUCACCAAGCAAAUAAUACUCAUCCAGAGCGUUGAUGCAGAUGUAGAUAAUGUGAAUGAGAAAUUCAUUACAUUACAGAUAAGAUGUCAGACUACUUCAAGUUCACUAUCUCCAACAUGGAUUGUUAAUAUUAUAGUGGAUGACGUUAAUGACAAUACACCGUUUUUCAUUGGAGCACCAUACACAGUAAAUGUACCAGAGGGCAUGUACAACAACGAAGUAAUCUUUAAUGGUAUAGAAGGUGAUGAUAAUGACGGUAACACAGUCAACGGCCAGAUAGAGUUUGAUGUUCUCUUUUAUCCAGCUGAUCCGUUGUCAGUGUUGUAUUUUGACAUACCGAAUACUGGAAAAGGGGAAGUGACUUUUGAUGGAACACUGGACUUUGAGGAAAAGCAGCAGUGGGUCGUUCUUAUCGAAGUCAGAAUGAAAGAUUUAGCUGCUGUAUCUUUUUAUGGUGUAACACUAUAA
Lytechinus variegatus (green sea urchin) is the source of this 1498-nucleotide messenger RNA. RefSeq names its product cadherin-99C-like. Bases 563 to 1498 code for a protein of 311 amino acids. The record is from RefSeq and is a predicted model, not a curated record. Gene Ontology annotation, cellular component: plasma membrane. Gene Ontology annotation, biological process: homophilic cell-cell adhesion. Gene Ontology annotation, molecular function: calcium ion binding. The transcript has 12 exons. Lineage: Eukaryota; Metazoa; Echinodermata; Echinoidea; Temnopleuroida; Toxopneustidae.